AUGUUAGCACAAGAAGUCGGAAAGAUACCAGAUAUGAGUGUAAGGAUUGUGGUAAAGCUCUGUGUCUCGAUCCAUGUUUCAAAGACUACCACUGUAAAAACCCAUUCUCAGAAUAUACAAACAACCGUAAAAGAUGUUGGUGGAGCUGUUGAAAUGAAAUGUUCAGUUUUCAAUGCUAGCGGAGUUCCUGUCGCAUGGAUAAAAUUUGAUAAAAAAGAGCCCACUAAAACCUCUGUACUAUCGAUCGGAAAAAAACUUAUUGUUCGAAAUCCAAGAUUUUCAGUAGAAAUUCAGAACAUACGUGACACAGAUGUAGUAUUCUAUCGUUGUGUUGUGAUGUGUGAUGUCGACGACGGUAUCAAUACGUCUGCAGAUAUUAAGUUGGAAGUGAAUCGGUCUCCAAGCAUUUUAAAACUUUCUUCGUCUCCGGCCACAUUAAUCGCGAGAGAAGGUCGACCGUCGAAACUAGAAUGUUAUGCCGACAGAUACCCUGAACCAAAGAGAUAA
This is a messenger RNA of Melanaphis sacchari, 507 nucleotides long. Its product is annotated as lachesin-like. Bases 1 to 507 code for a protein of 168 amino acids. The transcript has 4 exons. The record is from RefSeq and is a predicted model, not a curated record. Lineage: Eukaryota; Metazoa; Arthropoda; Insecta; Hemiptera; Aphididae.